Coturnix japonica (Japanese quail) is the source of this 1993-nucleotide messenger RNA. NCBI's taxonomy places the organism in Eukaryota, Metazoa, Chordata, Aves, Galliformes, Phasianidae. The record is from RefSeq and is a predicted model, not a curated record.
GGUUCCGUCAUUCCCGGUUCUGUUCCCGGUUCGGUUCCAUCAUUCCCGGUUCCGUUCCAUCAUUCCCGGUUGGGUUCUGUCGUUCCCGGCCCGGUUCCGUCAUUCCCGGUUCGGUUCUGUCGUUCCCGGCCCGGUUCCGUCAUUCCCGGUUCGGUUCCCGGCCCGGUUCCAUCAUUCCCAGUUCGGUUCUGUCGUUCCCGGUUCGGUUCUGUCGGUUCUGUUCCCGGUUCGGUUCCGUAUCCUUACGGAUCUACAAGCAACGCCUGGAUUUGUAUCGAAACCGGCAUUUAAAGGAGCCUAUUUUUAACCUGAUUGCAUAACGUUGAGGCUUCACCCGGUGGCAGCCGGUAACACCGGGCCCGGUUGGGUUUCCUCUCUAUCUAAAGGGGCUGUUUCGGUUUUACACGGUGUUUUAACCCUUCUUGCUUUAUCUCCCAUUCAGAUCUCACAGGUCCCCGUUGGUUCCCGGCCCUUUGAAGAUGGUUGAGCUGUAAGAGGAGGAAAAGGGGGAAAAGAUGGGCCAGGGGGGGAACCUGGCUGCAAAGAGUGAGUCCAAGUCGGCGCUGCCUCAACGCUGCCCAGGGAGGAAUUCUGCUGCGGGAGGGUUCUGGCAUCGGUGAUGAGCAAUGGGGUAUGAUGUAACACGCUUUCAGGGGGAUGUUGAUGAAGAUCUUAUAUGCCCCAUUUGCAGCGGGGUCCUGGAGGAGCCGGUUCAGGCUCCUCACUGUGAACACGCCUUCUGCAAUGCCUGCAUCACCCAGUGGUUCUCCCAGCAGCAAACCUGCCCCGUGGACCGCAGCGUGGUGACGGUCGCCCACCUCCGCCCCGUGCCGCGCAUUAUGCGCAAUAUGCUUUCCAAGCUUCAGAUCACCUGUGACAAUGCUGUGUUUGGCUGCACGGCUGUAGUGCGACUGGACAACCUGAUGUCUCACCUCAACGACUGCGAGCACAACCCCAAGCGCCCAGUGACCUGCGAGCAGGGAUGCGGCUUGGAAAUGCCCAAAGACGAGCUGCCAAACCACAACUGCAUCAAGCAUUUAAGGUCAGUGGUGCAGCAGCAGCAGACCAGGAUCGCUGAGCUGGAGAAGACCUCAGCAGAACACAAACAUCAGCUGGCAGAGCAGAAACGUGACAUUCAGCUGCUGAAGGCCUACAUGCGUGCUAUCCGCAGCGUCAACCCCAACCUGCAGAACCUGGAGGAGACCAUUGAGUACAACGAGAUCCUGGAGUGGGUGAACUCCCUGCAACCCGCCCGUGUGACACGAUGGGGUGGGAUGAUCUCCACGCCGGAUGCUGUGCUGCAGGCCGUGAUUAAACGCUCCCUGGUGGAAAGUGGCUGCCCCACAUCCAUCAUCAACGAGCUGAUUGAAAACGCCCACGAGAGGAACUGGCCUCAAGGCCUGGCCACGUUGGAAACCCGUCAGAUGAACCGACGUUACUACGAGAAUUACGUGGCCAAACGGAUCCCAGGCAAACAGGCCGUGGUGGUGAUGGCCUGUGAGAACCAGCACAUGGGUGAGGACAUGGUGCUGGAGCCGGGGCUGGUGAUGAUAUUUGCACACGGAGUGGAGGAAAUAUAAAUGGACGUUGGAAGAAGCGAUGCUUUGUGCUGAGGAGGGGGCUGGGACCGAGGCCUGGGGUGGAUGCUGCCAAUGGCCGGGCUCUGCUCACAGCUGGAUGAAACGAUUCCAUGUCCCCCCCCCUUCCCCCCAAGUCCCCCUUAUAACCGCUGCAUCCACCCCAGCCCACCCCCCAUUUGCCCCCUGCAGCUCCAUAUCCCCACUUGGUGUCUUCAGAGGGGGCAGAGGAGGCACAGCUGCACCCCGGGUACUGCUGGGCUGCUGCCCCAUGGACUUCCAGCCCCAUGGACUUCCAGCCCCAUGGGCUUCCAGCCCCACGGAUGCUCACGCUGUGCCUGCAGCCCCCCCGGCUGCCUCCCUUGUGCUCUCUGCCCUAUGCUGCCUGUGUCUGUCCCAGGGGGCCAGGCCUGGCC